Molecule: messenger RNA, 1101 nt
Organism: Heterobasidion irregulare TC 32-1
Lineage: Eukaryota; Fungi; Basidiomycota; Agaricomycetes; Russulales; Bondarzewiaceae
Exons: 7
Coding region: 1-1101 (366 amino acids)
Source: RefSeq, a predicted model, not a curated record
AUGUCUUCGAACGAAACUUUUUUGCUCCAGGGACUGGGUGACGAUAUCAUCCGAGACCUGAUUGGCAUUGCCUGUGGAUCUAUAUUCUACGCCUAUGGUGAUACAUAUAGCGACAUGAUCCUCACGCUUAAUAACGACGCUCAUGAGCAUGAUAGGCGAAGGGGAUUGACGUCGAAGCCCGUACUGGGCAUGCUCGUUGUAACCCUCGUCAUGUUCGCGCUGUCAAGCGCACUCUGGGUUAUCACACUUGCACUCCGCGUCAGAAGGACCCAUCUAGAACUCGUUGCAAACUCAAGUGAAGCACUCGAGGAUAGGAUAUCUGAUGCCAAUGAAGCGACAAAAACGAUCAAGUGGCUCGUAGAUAUCCUAUUCUCGUUUGAGUUCGUUUUGGGUGAUAUUGUCGUCAUCUGGCGUGCUUGGACCCUAUGGCAAGGCAAUUGGAAGAUAAUGCUUACCCCUAUAGCCCUCCUGGUGGGAUCUGUUGUCGCCGCGUUCAUAUUCUUUGGAUGCAUCGUUUCUAGCGACUUUCCACUUGACGUUGAUGAGCCGAAUUUAUGCAACAAUGCUGAGAUCGCUAGUUGGGCCAUGUCUAUGGCUACAAAUGCUGCCGCUACAAUCCUUAUUGCGUACAGGACAUGGCAGCAUCGACAGUCUAUCAAGAAGAUACUAGGCUCGACAGAUAAGGUGACAGGGGCUGAGCGGAUCUUGUGGCUGCUUGUCGAGUCAGGCUUGAUUUAUUUUGUGCUUUGGGUUCCUCAGGUCGUUGGAUUCUCUCCUGCAGCUUAUACUGUUCCCUCCGCCAGGCUCGCGGAAGACAUUCUCAACGACAUCGGAAACCAAAUCGUGGGCCUCUAUCCUACCAUGAUCGUUGUCUUGGUCAACCUUAAUCGGUCUGUGUGGGACUCAACUGAAUUUUCGCACCAAGUGAAUCACAGCACCAUGUGCUUUGCAUCUACGCCAGGUCAUACCGCCACGGUGGCGACGAACAAUGGCCAAAGACAUGCCUCCAUACAUUUCGAGACGGUUCUACAUUCGGGGUCAAUAAGCGACCCGGACUCUGAACAUCGCGAUGAUAAGCCUGAAUCAGUCGAUAUGGUGUAA